UCACCGCACCGCUCGCACGGUGCCCGUUACCAACGAUUUCGAACACCGGCUGAUUCGAAAUUUGAACGGUCUCAUUCCGUUGGCGGUCAACCUCGUGAAGACUCACAUGCUCCAGACAUCCAAGGAAUCAUGGCCAGCCCGUUGCCGCUUCAACUCGCCAAUCCUUCAAGUGAAGGGAUCAAAAUGAGUUACCUAGAAAAGGUGGACCGGUAUCUCGAUUCACUGAAAGUUGGAAAAAGUGCCCUAGUGGACUCAUGGUUCAUGAUGUCGAGUCCGAUCCCGAUCCUCUGCGUGGUGAUCGCGUACCUGAUCUUCGUGCGCGUCGGCCCCAGCCUGAUGAAGAAUAGGCCUCCACUCAGGAUCACGAAACUCAUCACGUAUUACAACGCCACGCAAGUGUUGCUGUCUGUGAUGAUGGUUUAUAAGGCUCUGAAUUUAAACAUAUUUCGAGACGGUGUGCUCUACGCGGGGUGUAGAUAUCCAUCAAAUACUCAAAACAAACAGCUUUUGGAGCUAGGAUGGUGGUACUUCUUCGCCAAGUUCACUGAACUCCUCGACACCGUGUUCUUCGUGCUUAGAAAAAAGAACAAGCAGGUGACAUUCCUCCACGUAUACCACCACGGCAUCAUGGCCCUCUACUCCUGGAGCUACCUCAAGUUCGCCGCCGGCGGCCAAGGGACCAUCCUCGCCCUCCUAAACUCUGCCGUCCAUGUCGUCAUGUACUCUUACUACCUUCUCUCCGGACUGGGGCCUCAGUUCCAAAAGUAUUUGUGGUGGAAGAAAUACGUCACUACUUUGCAGCUGGUACAAUUCGUGAUUAUGCUCGCCUACUGCAUAUGGACUCACUUCUCACCAAGAUGUCAGUACGCGGUCGGCUUCACCUACUUCAUAUCGGCCAACGUGACAAUUUUCCUCUGUCUCUUUCUCAACUUCUAUUCCAAAAGCUACAAGAAGAAGAAAAGCGGAGAAAAGGAGAUACAGAACGAAUUCGAGAAACAAAGAAACGGGACCAAACAAAAUGGCGUUGAAGCGAAUGGAAUCACAGCGGGAAAGAACAAAGGGGUGUGCACAAAUGAUUGUAAGGAUAUUUCCAAUGUAGAAGAUUGUCCUUGUGCAGUUGACAAAGCUUGUGGAGACUACAUCAAGAAGGGCAAGGUGUUCCUCACUAGACGCACAGCCAAAGCGUGUGAAGAACUAGAUUACGAAAGUAUAAUAAAGAAAUGAUUCUUAUGGUUGAACAAUAUGGUUAGUUCCGGGUUUUUUGAGACUGAAUUUUGUGAUGGCGAUGAUAAACGAAAUAAUUUAGGAGCGAUUGAUAAGUAUAUAGGAGAAAUUGUUUUAAUAUUAAGGACGUAUGAAAUAGAGCUUAAAAUUGACUUUAUUUUUAAUUGAAUUAGUGUCAAUUCUGUCACUGAGAAUAUGUUGAUUGUGCUAAUAAAUUUUAUUGAUGAAAAGAUGUUUCAGCAUAUCGUAGUUAAAGUGCAGAACAUUUUUAAUGCUGUUGAAAUAUUGAACGUACCAGUGAGACGAUACGCUUUAAGAUUUAAAUUACAUUAAUAUUAAAAUGCCAACCGCACAAUUUUAAAUAAUGUAGAUGCUAAGAAUUUUAUUGUUGAAAUUAUAGCCAUACGCUGUUAUUGUUCAGCAAAUAGCAUUUCAGGUUAACAUUGCAAAUAUACUGUCGAUCGUAAGGUCAGACGGGGUAAGACAAUCCAUACUGUUACUCUCGCCCCGAGUGAAAUGAACUAUGUUCCUCUUACCCGACAUGUCCUUACACAUUUUAUUGUAUUGGUUGUCAACUUGUUCGCGUCUUUCCUGUAGAAGUUAAGACAAUCGAAAGCUAAUUUUUACGCUGUAGGUACCCAGAGGGGUACAUUAUUUUGGUACUUGAGACCCAAAGUGAAAGUGAAAGUAUUUCUUCUUCAAUUUAGGCAUAUUGCAAUGCACUUAUGAAUGUCAAAAACGCUAUCACCGGUUCUAAAUACACCGUAGCCCUGCGACGAUACAGUCGUAAGAAACUCGGCGGGAAAUAAGAAAACGUGAUAAUAUUCAUUGCUAUUGUACACAGAAGGGAUGUUUUUCUAUAAUAAGUAUGAUUGACCCUGUAGAAGAAGACAGUCAAUGUUUCUGUAUCAUGUGAAACUAAACUACUUAUAAAUAGUUUAAAAGAAGCAUGAAAAUAAAGCGGAAUAAUAGCAUUUUUAUGUUACAUAGCAAUAAUUGUAAAAUUUACAAACUUAUGUUUAGCUUUUAUUAAAACGUGAAAAGUACAGUUCUAAAAGUAUUUUAACUGUAACUCCAAAUUUAACUUAAUUAGUUCUUAAAACGUGACUCACAGAGUCAAAUUGUGUUGCUUACCUAACUUCAAAAUCGGGUAAAUCCAUUCGACCCUCCCAGCCAAUAUCUACCCUAUUAGUUACAUUAUCUUAACACCUAAAUCGCAUAAUCUGUCACAUGGAUUUACCCGCGUUUGAAGUUAAGAGACUCAAUUAAGAAAUAAUAGGGAUAUUAAACUAUGCGGUUCACCGGAUCCGGUAAACCGGUUAGCGCAAUACUGUACUUAAGAUAGGUUAGUUAUUGUGACCAAGAUUUAAUUUAUUUAAGAAUCUUGCCACUGUGGCAUGUACUUUUAAUUUCCUGCCAAAAUAAAUGCUCUGUACAAA
Messenger RNA from Cydia fagiglandana, 2663 nucleotides. Its product is annotated as very long chain fatty acid elongase 7-like. Gene Ontology annotation, cellular component: endoplasmic reticulum membrane. The record is from RefSeq and is a predicted model, not a curated record. Lineage: Eukaryota; Metazoa; Arthropoda; Insecta; Lepidoptera; Tortricidae. Gene Ontology annotation, molecular function: fatty acid elongase activity. The transcript is spliced from 8 exons. Gene Ontology annotation, biological process: sphingolipid biosynthetic process; fatty acid elongation, monounsaturated fatty acid; very long-chain fatty acid biosynthetic process. The coding region runs from base 130 to 1224 and encodes 364 amino acids.